Trichoderma gamsii is the source of this 705-nucleotide messenger RNA. RefSeq lists its product as hypothetical. Bases 1 to 705 code for a protein of 234 amino acids. NCBI's taxonomy places the organism in Eukaryota, Fungi, Ascomycota, Sordariomycetes, Hypocreales, Hypocreaceae. The record is from RefSeq and is a predicted model, not a curated record. Gene Ontology annotation, molecular function: oxidoreductase activity. The transcript has 5 exons.
AUGGCUACCACGUAUCAUCUCCAAUCGGUAGACAAUGAGGUAUCGGGCCGUCUUGCUCUGGUAACAGGAGCCAGUACAAGUGGUGGGAUUGGCUCAGCCUGUGCAAAGUCAUUGGCUUCUGAAGGAUGCGAUGUUGUCCUCCAUUACUCUUCCAGCAAGGAAAAAGCAGAAUCAUUAGCCUCCGAACUGCGACAACGCCAUCCGAAUCAAUUAUUCGUCACUGCCCAAGCCGACCUUACAAACAGAGAAUCCACGCGCAAUUUUGUCGCAGCCGUGCUGGGUACGCCGGCCGUCGCCGAGAAACACAAAGCGAUAUCCGUACUGGUUGCAAAUGCUGGCAUUGGCCGUCGCAUUCGACAUGUCAAGGAUAUCGAAGAACAGGACUGGGAUGACAUUAUGGAAGUCAAUGCCCGCAGUCAAUUUGUCAUCACGAAGGCUGCCGUGGAAGGAAUGCGUGCACAAGGCUGGGGAAGAGUGAUUCUUGUGGGAAGCAUUGCGAGUCGGGGAAGUGGCUUGAAUGGAUGUCAUUACGCAGCCUCGAAGGGUGCUCUGUCUUCAAUGGGCUUGAACAUGGCUACAGUUCUAGCUCCAGAAGGUAUCACGGUCAACAUUGUUUCACCGGCUAUGAUUGGAGCUACAGGAAUGAUUCCCACUCCAAAGCAAAGGCAAGUCGUAGAAGCAUUGAAUAUUGCUUUGCGCUGCUAA